Messenger RNA from Daucus carota subsp. sativus, 1116 nucleotides. Its product is annotated as probable WRKY transcription factor 75. Gene Ontology annotation, biological process: regulation of DNA-templated transcription. The record is from RefSeq and is a predicted model, not a curated record. The transcript is spliced from 3 exons. Gene Ontology annotation, molecular function: sequence-specific DNA binding; DNA-binding transcription factor activity. NCBI's taxonomy places the organism in Eukaryota, Viridiplantae, Streptophyta, Magnoliopsida, Apiales, Apiaceae. The coding region runs from base 76 to 645 and encodes 189 amino acids.
AUAAAUAAAUCAAAUAUAAGUACUGCAAUAUCAUUCAAGUCUUUCUCAACUCUCAAGUCUUCUCCUCAUACCACCAUGUCCAUGUCCACUUUACUUGUACCACUAAUCCAAACUCCUGGCUCAAACCCUAACCCUAGCAUGAUUAACAGUUGUGUCAACGAUAAUCGCGAUGAUUUGGGGUUUGAUUUUUCGGAUUAUCUUGCGUUGGAGGACGAUUAUUCAUGCAACUUGAGCUCAUUUCUAUCGGAUAGUGCUCCGGUGAUCUUGCAAGAUAAUUUGCAGACUAGUGCUGAGAGUUCUAUGAAUUCUAAUCCUGAUGAUGUGGAUAACUCUCAUGAUCAUCAUCUGUUGCAAAUAAAAAAAUGCAGUAAAAGGAUGAAGUGCACAGGAGGUGACAAGGGUUCUAGGAUUGCAUUUAGAAUGAAGACUGAGCUCGAGGUUUUAGAUGAUGGAUACAAGUGGAGAAAGUAUGGGAAGAAGAUGGUUAAAAGUAACCCUAAUCCAAGGAAUUACUACAAGUGCUCAGCUGUAGGGUGCAAAGUGAAGAAACGAAUAGAAAGAGAAAUAAAAGACACCAGCUAUGUCAUCACUACUUAUGAAGGCAUUCACAAUCAUGAAACCCCUCAUUCUCUAUUCUAUUUCUAAACCCAGACGCAGUUUGAAUCACAACUUCCUCUACUUAGAAGAUUUCAUGCACCAGGGAUUCAGCGAUCUAAUGGGAGACGGAAACUCUGUUCCAGGUGCUCCAUGUAGAAUUUGAUUCGUAUAUAGACUUAAAAAGGACUUGUUGGAAUAUUUAGAUAUAUAAACACACAUGUCUGAGGGAUGAACUGAUCCUUGACCACUGUAGUUUGGUAUUCGACGCCUCUAAAAUAUUUAAACUUUCAACGACACAAAAAAUUGUUGGUGGGGAGCAUGAUUACUACCACCCUGGUAGACCUUUCAAACAAUUGAAACGGAGCCAAAGUCACUUACUUUCCUGCCUAAAAAUUGCCCUUGCUUACUCCCCUGCCUGAAAAUCAGUAUAUCUUUCUCUACUCAAGUAGUCUUAUGUGGUCUGAUCAGCCUAUGUCAUGUAAAAUCCAGGAUAUACAACUAUACUUUCAGACCUUCUAA